AUGAGUUACUCCGACACAAUCAAAAAUCUCAAGAUAGGAAAGCACACCCGAGUCCUUUACCAGGGAUUUACCGGCCGCCAAGCGACGAUGAAUGCAAAAGAAUCCAUAGACUAUGGUACCAACGUCGUCGGCGGAGUAAAGCCUGGAGUAGAAGGCGAGCAUCUAGGACUACCGGUUUUGCCGAGUGUCAGAGCUGCCGUCGAGAAGCUGAAGCCAGAUGCCAGCGCAAUCUACGUACCCGGAAAUGGAACUGUCCAAGCAAUGGAAGAAGCAAUCGAGAACGAGAUCCCUCUUAUUGUUGCAGUUGCCGAACACAUUCCUAUUCACGACAUUCUACGGAUACAUCAGAUGCUUCGAACUCAAUCCAAGACCAGAUUAGUCGGCGCAAACUGUCCCGGUAUCAUUAGCACCCACGGCAGAUGUCGCUUAGGGUUUCAGCCUCUCCCAUUUUACAAAGAGGGCAAAAUUGGAAUUGUUGCCAAAUCAGGCACUUUAAGCUACGAAGCAGUUGCUUCGACGACCCGAGCAGGCCUGGGACAGACCUAUGGCAUCAGCAUGGGAGGUGAUGUGCUUGCAGGCACGAACUUUGUCGAGGCCUUCCAGAUUCUGGUGGAAGACGAGCAUACCGAAGGCAUCAUCAUGAUCGGGGAGAUUGGAGGUAGCGCUGAGCUCCGAGCUGCUGAGUGGAUUAAAGAUUACAACCGAAGCACACCGAACCCAAAACCUUUUAUGUCAGUUAUUGGUGGUGUUAGGGCACCUGCUGGUCGAAUCAUGGGUCACGCUGGCGCGUGGGCAGCACCCGGGGAAGCAAGUGCUGAAAAGAAAAUCCAGGUGCUUCAAGAUGCUGGUGUUGCCAUCGUCGAUCAUCCAGAAAAGCUUGGAGAACAGAUGAAGAAGUUGCUCGCAGAACGAUCUGGAAAUCGAAACUCUGGCUCAAGAUUGCCGCCAUCUCAACGAAGGGGAUAUCACACAAUGCGACCACGACCACGACCACGACCACGACUCGUCGCCGCCAACUCUCGCAAAUUCGAACAGCGUCGGACACUUUAUAUCAAACAAAAACAAGCGUACGAUAUGCUCAAUGAGAGAGGAAUUCCCACGGUCGAGCGUCCGACAAUAAAAGACGAAAAUUUCGUUGCCAUCUCAAUUGACCGAGAAUCUCGCCAGCCAUGCAUCAUAGCUUCACCAUCAACAGACCCUGAAUAUGCGUUUCAAAAAUCGAAGAAAUUUCCAUUUGCUUAUGGUUCAGAUGAUGCCAAAUCGGAAGACUUAUUAGCCGACGUCUCGACUCACUUGGGAGUUUCAGACAAGGGGAAACCGUCAUUACAAAGACUGGUAACCGAGUUAGUUGACAUCUUCAUGUCCAAGGAAGCAUUUGUUGUUCAAACUAAAUUCGCUCUUGAUGACGAUGGUGGGUUGCAGGUACAAGGGGCAAAGUUUGGAUUUGAUGAUGCCGCGUUCCGGAGUUCUGGGCGACAAGCCGAAGUUCACGCCUUGAGAGAUAUCAAGAGUGAAGUCAGAGAAGACGUGGAAGCUGAAAAGGACGGAAUGAUCUACGUCAAGCUCGAGGGCGAGGGCAGUAUUGGAACAAUUGUCAAUGGAGCCGGCCUGGCCAUGAAUACUGUCGAUGCUCUGUUCGCCCGAGGCGGUCACCCUGCGAACUUCAUGGACACUGGAGGUAAAGCGACCUCGGAGACCAUCAAGGCUGGAUUCAAGAUCGUGUCUUCCGACCCCCGCGUCAAAGUGAUAUUCGUCAACAUCUUUGGUGGAUUGACCCUGGGUGACAUGAUCGCAAACGGCAUUCUAAUGGCAUUUAAGGACUUAGAUCUCAAGGUGCCGGUAGUCGUCCGAAUCAGAGGUACCCGUGAAGUGGAGGGUCAGAAGCUCAUUCAAGAAAGCGGUUUGAAGCUUGACGCUUUUGGUAAGAGAGGAUGA
This is a messenger RNA of Exophiala aquamarina CBS 119918, 1935 nucleotides long. Its product is annotated as succinyl-CoA synthetase alpha subunit. NCBI's taxonomy places the organism in Eukaryota, Fungi, Ascomycota, Eurotiomycetes, Chaetothyriales, Herpotrichiellaceae. The record is from RefSeq and is a predicted model, not a curated record. The transcript has a single exon. Gene Ontology annotation, biological process: tricarboxylic acid cycle. Gene Ontology annotation, cellular component: succinate-CoA ligase complex (ADP-forming); mitochondrion. The coding region runs from base 1 to 1935 and encodes 644 amino acids. Gene Ontology annotation, molecular function: succinate-CoA ligase (ADP-forming) activity; succinate-CoA ligase (GDP-forming) activity.